This is a messenger RNA of Oryctolagus cuniculus (rabbit), 1239 nucleotides long. It is a transcript of the gene MIS18A, whose product is annotated as MIS18 kinetochore protein A. The record is from RefSeq and is a predicted model, not a curated record. Lineage: Eukaryota; Metazoa; Chordata; Mammalia; Lagomorpha; Leporidae. Gene Ontology annotation, biological process: chromosome segregation; CENP-A containing chromatin assembly. Gene Ontology annotation, cellular component: chromatin; nucleus; chromosome, centromeric region.
GUGGUUUUCUCCCUGGACGCUCCGGGCGCGGGCGAUUUGUACGUAAUGGCGGGCGCAUGGUCGCCGGAUUGCGGCGCAGGGUACUCCUGCCCUCGCCGUGGCCGUGACAACAGGGCCAAGUGGAGCGAGUCCUCGUUGUUAGGCAGGCGGCUCUCGGAGGACUCGAGCCGCCACCAGCUGCUGCAGAAGUGGGCGAGCAUCUGGAGCUCCACGAGCGGGGAGGCGUCGGAGGUCGGGGCGGAGAAGGCGCCGCGCGAGGCGGCGUCGGCGGCGGAGGAGGAGGAGAGGCCGCUCGUGUUCCUGUGCUCCGGUUGCCGGCGGCCGCUCGGCGACUCGCUGAGCUGGGUGACCAGCCUGGAGGACGCCAACUGCAUUCUGCUGCGCUGUGUUUCCUGUAACGUUUCUGUGGAUAAGGAGCAGAAGCUCUCCAAACGUAAAGAUGAAAAUGGCUGCGUCCUCGAGACCCUGUACUGCGCCGGCUGCUCCCUCAACCUCGGCUACAUAUACAGAUGCACCCCCAAGAGCCUUGAUUACAAGAGGGACUUGUUUUGCCUCAGUGUCGAAGCCAUUGAAAGCUAUGUUUUGGGAUCCUCUGAAAAACGGAUAGUGUCAGAAGAUGAAGAGCUGUUUAAUCUUGAAAGCAGAGUUGAAAUAGAAAAGUCUCUAAAACAGAUGGAGGAGGUGCUGCAAGGCCUGCAGAAGCAGCUGUGCGAGGUGGAGUCAAAACUCUGCUCUCCCGGCUGCAAGAGCUGAGCGCUCAGUGAGCAGAGCUGGGGAGUUACCUGGACGGCUGUGUGUGGUGCUGAAGUGACUGUUCCCACGUUCAAGUGUUCCAGCCAUUUUACGGAAUUGAACUUUAGGAGUUUUUAUUUUGGUAAGAAGCUAGGAUGGUUUCUGAACUGUUUUCUCCUCUGGUCAAAUUCCUUGUCCUCCAUUUCCUGUUUUUUUUAAGCUAACUCACUGCUGAUGCUUUGGCUUGUCCUAUGGAACAUUGAGAAAGCCUUGGAGGUUCCCGCAGCUGGAGCGCCCGAGCGCUCUCUGGGGAGAACGGACGCGCACGGCCCUCUGGGGAGACGUGCCGUGUGGGUGACUUUGUCCUGUUGAUUUACUGCUGCGGGCUACCAGUCUGGGAGACACGGGGUGCAGGUUGUCAGUGUGUGUGACGCAGGGCUUUCACAGAGAGAACGGGGUUAUUUGUAUAAUGGGAAAGAGAAUAAAGACGAAAGCACAGCGCCUUCA